Phyllopteryx taeniolatus (common seadragon) is the source of this 3220-nucleotide messenger RNA. It is a transcript of the gene chadla, whose product is annotated as chondroadherin-like a. The transcript is spliced from 10 exons. Gene Ontology annotation, cellular component: extracellular matrix. The record is from RefSeq and is a predicted model, not a curated record. Gene Ontology annotation, molecular function: protein binding. NCBI's taxonomy places the organism in Eukaryota, Metazoa, Chordata, Actinopteri, Syngnathiformes, Syngnathidae. The coding region runs from base 671 to 2998 and encodes 775 amino acids.
UUUAAGAAAGUGCUAAUACCACAAUGGAUUCCUUUUUCCCCUUUUUUUUCAGCCCUGUGACUAGUCAUGCUUAAACUUGAAAUAUGGCUGUUCCUUGCAGCAUCUCAACCUCCUAACAGGGCAGAAAAUGUAAAACCAAGGUGUUAAUUUGCAGUUGGGGGUGCAAGGAUCAGGGGUCACCAGAAGAAGAAUUUACCAAAGACUCAUUCACCCAUUGGACUCCAGACUUUGUGGUGAACAUACUGGAUGUGGAAUUGUGAAUCGUUUACAGUCUUUAUUUUUAUUUAUUUAUUUAUUUUUACAUGACAAAGCAGCAAAGGUUGACUUCUGCAUGAAGGUAGGGUAUUUUAUUUUUUCCAAAUUCUUUUAGAUUUGCACCCUGCCACUUUCUAAAGGUUGGAAUGUAGAAAAAAAUGAUGUGGGACUACCCUGUGUUUUGAUCCUUUGUCGAUACUAUUUUAUAAGAUGAUCAGGGCCGUAUUAACAUCAGUUUGAAUCCAAAGCCUUUGUUUUAUGUUUUAAGUUGAUAGUAACAGUUACAAAGAUUAAAAUCUGUCAAGAAUGUUUUAUUUGAUAUGAAUGUUAUUUCUAAAAGUACCUUGCUUGAAGGCAAUGUUCCUGUAGCUUUGAAUUUACUUUCUCAUUUAACUUUCAUGUCUUCUUGGCACAGAUGCUUGUCCUCCCUGCUGCCAUUUUACUGGGGACUUUUGGAUUCAUAUUGAAUGUGGAAGCAAGCAAGUGUCCUCGAGUGUGUAGUUGUGACAGCACCAAGCUCACAGUGGCCUGCGUCGGCAAGAACCUUACUGAGGUUCCGCUGACUAUCGACGAGAUCACAGUCAAAUUGGACCUGAGGAAUAACAACCUGCAGGUGCUGCAAAGGGGAGGUUUUGUGCACGCCCCUUACCUCACUCACCUCAACUUACAGCGAUGCAACAUCGUCAAGGUGAAGGAGGGGGCUUUCCGCAUGCUGGGCCGCGUAGUCUCCCUAAACCUGGCGUACAACAAAAUUUACAUCCUAUACCAGGAGUCUUUUGACGGCCUCUCCUCUUUGAAGGAGCUUCAUCUGGACCACAAUCAUGUUGAGGAGAUCCAACCUGGAGCCUUCUUGCAACUUGGCUCACUAAACAUGCUGGCUCUCACCCACAACCAGCUGGUCUACAUCCCCAACAUGGCCUUCCAGGGCCUGCAACACAUCAAGUGGCUUCGUCUCAGCCAUAACUCCAUCAACAACUUGGCUCCUGAGGCGUUUGCAAGCUUGUUCACACUCACUCGCCUCAGUCUGGACCACAAUGAGCUGCAGUUCUUUCCCACUCAAGCCAUGACCAGACUCAAGGAGCUAACGCGCCUGAACAUGAGCCACAACCGCAUGAUCUACCUCGGCGAAGAGUCAGUCUCUAUGGCAAAGCUCACACACUUGUACCUCAGCCACAUGUCCCUCCAAGACUUGUCAGACCAAGCCUUGUCCCAAGCCCCUCUGCUCUCCCACUUGGACCUGAGUCACAACCAGCUGCGUUACCUGGAGCCUCUCACGGGCCCCAAGAAUCUUGUCAGCCUCAACAUCACUGCAAACCCCAUCUACUGUAGCUGCUACAUGAGGCCCCUAAAGAACUGGGCGAGUGUUGGUGGUGUCAAGCUGCUCGGAACGUGUGCAGGACCUCCUCACCUGUCCGAUGAGCCGCUUCGAGACGUGGCGGCCAUAAACAUGCGUUGCCGUAGGAGGGGGGACCCACUGAAGGACGAGUUUGAGGAGGAAGUGACUGCAGUUAGCAGCCCACCGACACCCAAACCCAAACAGAAAGUCAAGUGUCCAGUUAACUGUGACUGUCACAUUCAAGCACAGCAUGCUACAUGUGAGAACCGAGGUCACACCAAAGUUCCGCGAGGCUUCCCUGCCAAAACUCAAUUGCUGGACCUUCGCCGCAACCACUUCCACAACCUUCCUGCCAACUGUUUUCCAGCCACCGGCCAAGUUAUUUCUCUCCACCUGGAAUUCUGCAAAAUGCACGAGAUUGAAGGUGGCGCAUUCCGAGGAAUGAAAAACCUGUUUUAUUUGUAUCUUUCUGACAAUGACCUCACAUCCUUGGGGCCAGAAACCUUCACUGGAGCCCCUGAGCUCAGUUACCUUUACCUAGAAGGAAAUCGUUUGGUACAGUUUCCUGGUUCAGCUCUGCUACACUUACCAAAUCUGUUUGCAUUACACCUGGAGCGUAAUGCCAUUUCAAAACUGGUGCCUACGGGUCUGCUCUCUUCAGUAACCCCAAAACUAAGAGAGCUUUACUUGACCAAUAACACCAUACGCACAAUUGCCAAGGGGGCUUUGGACUUUGCCGUACUUGGUAAACUUCACCUGGAUUUAAAUAAGAUGACAAACAUUCCGACUGCUGCUUUAUCCAACGCCCUCAAUCUAGAGGAGCUCAACCUGUCUCAAAACCGGAUUCUCUCAGUGGGGCCAAAUGCAUUCCGGCCUAUUUCCCAAAGUCUGAAGUGGCUGUACAUGGACCAGAUGAGCACUGAGAGGAUGUCUAGGGACGCUCUGGCCGGGCUUGGCCCGGGACUGAAGGCGCUCACUGUGAGAGGAAACCAGCUGAAGCAACUUCCCGACUUGGGCUCGCUCACUGGCCUGGAGGUGGUUGACCUUCAAGACAACCCACUGUUGUGUGAUUGUACUUUGUUGCCGCUGCGCAGGUGGAUGGAGAAUGUGAGUUUGGAGGUUGACGCUACCUGUGGCCACCCUCCUGAGCUCAAAGGUCGGAAGGUCAGGGAAUUGGAGCUAUUCAAGUCCUGUCCAGAGAACAGCUCCAACACAGACAGAAGGCGUGUUGUUGUUGUGGCGCCGGUAAAAGUCAAGAAACAAAAACUAAGUCUUGUGAAGACUUCUGGAGUCAAGACUAAACCGGAAAGGAACAACACAAAGCGACCCAAGCCAACAAAGAAAAAGCCUCAAAGGAAACCUGCCGUAGCAACGGUGGCCAAAAAGAAGAAACUGAUAAAAACAUAAAACAGAUCAGCUUGGCUAAAUUUUCUGCAAUGGGCAUGUUACAGUGACAUGUGAAAAUGAUUGUUUCAUGUACAAAAUGCUAACCGCGUGUAUGGAACGCACUGUUUGCUUCUGGAAUGAAUAAAUGCAAAACGGGUGUCAAACGUUUUUGUUGCAUUCCCUCAGAGCAGUGAUUCCCAACCCUUAUUAAGCCAAAACACAUUUUACCUUAGAAAAAUCUCA